Molecule: messenger RNA, 1725 nt
Organism: Linnemannia hyalina
Lineage: Eukaryota; Fungi; Mortierellomycota; Mortierellomycetes; Mortierellales; Mortierellaceae
Source: the annotation of a GenBank genome assembly
AUGAUGCGCUCUGACCCUGACGAGGAGUACACCCUCCUUGAGAAAAUUGGAACUGGCUCCUUCGGUACCGUCUACAAAGCUAUCCACAAUGUAUCCAAGGAAGUCGUCGCAAUCAAGCAGAUCAACCUCGAGGACUCGGAAGAAGACAUCAGUGAGAUCCAGCAGGAGAUUGCCCUGUUGUCCCAAUGCGACUCUGAAUAUAUCACCAAAUAUUACGGCAGCUGUGUCAAGGGCUUUAAACUUUGGAUUGUUAUGGAGUACUUAGCAGGCGGAUCGUGCUUAGACCUGCUCAAGCCUGGACCAUUCAGUGAGGAUCAUGUUGCAGUUGUUUUGAGGGAGCUUCUCCUAGGACUCGAGUAUCUUCACGCAGAGGGAAAGAUCCACAGAGACAUCAAGGCUGCCAACGUCCUCCUCUCUGGCGAUGGAGAUGUCAAGCUCGCUGACUUUGGAGUCGCCGCUCAACUUUCGCACCAAAAGAGUAAACGUAACACAUUCGUCGGAACUCCUUUCUGGAUGGCACCAGAGGUGAUCAAGCAGGCUGGAUACGACUCGAAGGCGGAUAUCUGGUCAUUGGGUAUCACGGCCAUUGAGUUGGCCAAGGGCGAGCCACCCCUUGCAGAAUACCACCCGAUGCGUGUGCUGUUCUUGAUCCCAAAGGCCAAGCCCCCAUCCCUGGAGGGCGACUUCUCGAGAGCGUUCAAGGAAUUUGUGGAGCUGUGUUUGAUCAAGAAUCCUAGAGACAGACCAACUGCCAAGGAACUUUUGAAGCACCGAUUCAUCAAGAUGGCCAAGCGCAAGGCUGACCUUCAGGAGCUCGUGGAGAGAUACGAUGUCUGGAAGCUGGCUGCUCAUCAGCGCGCCGCCUCAUCCCUGACCAAGACUUUCAGCACAUUCAACACGAAUGAUGAUGAUUUGCCAUGGGACUUUGGCACUGUUCGCAUUCCUGGCCUGAGUUCUGCUGCAUCGACGGUUCGAAGAGCAUUGCCCAUCAACUCUACCAUCAGAGCAGCUAAACCUGCUUAUAACCAUGGCAGCAUAGUCGACCUCGCUAAUCUCAAGGUUGAGAACGAGAGCAUAGUUCCUAUCGCAUCCAACUCGGGCAUGGACACAAUCAAGCGUCACCCUGGCCCAAGUCAUAGUGAGAUGACCAUUGAGGAUGGGUUUGAGACUAUUAAAGCUGCACCUCCAGCAAAGAAGGCGGUUAGCGAGGAGACCUUUGAAGGCAGUCCACAAGCACAAGCCGGACGGCAGCUCACCAAGGUCGCACUCUUGCCCGUGCUCAGCACACUCAAGAGUGGAGAGCAUAGUGCGGAGGAUCUGGAGGCGCUCAGUGUGCUGGAGCAUGGUAUCUCAGACUUGAACAACAUCAACCCUUCGCUGCUUCUGGCCUUCUUCACCCAAGCACUCACUCAGAUCAAGAACGACCCUGCUCUAAUGAAGCAAAUCGAGUCGCAUGGAAAGACAGCCGUUUCCGACGUGAUUGAUAUCCUUGGAAGCUCGGAUAUCAUUGUCACAGAGAGCGAUACGGCCUCGUCUUCGUCGACAGUAGGAACCGAUUCGACGGCUGUUGAACCAGAGACGACCACGACGACGAAAGAGGCAGAGCCAACGAAACCGGCAGCGGAGACCAACCCAGAGGUUCGCAGUGCCGCCAGUCCUGUUGCUGAAGCUCUCUAUGCGCGAUGGAUUGAACACUUGCGUUCCAAGUGGCCGAUUGUCGCAUGA